Eleginops maclovinus (Patagonian blennie) is the source of this 8184-nucleotide messenger RNA. RefSeq names its product slit homolog 1a (Drosophila) (gene slit1a). The transcript is spliced from 36 exons. Gene Ontology annotation, biological process: negative chemotaxis; axon guidance. The coding region runs from base 369 to 5099 and encodes 1576 amino acids. Lineage: Eukaryota; Metazoa; Chordata; Actinopteri; Perciformes; Eleginopidae. Gene Ontology annotation, molecular function: Roundabout binding; heparin binding; calcium ion binding. The record is from RefSeq and is a predicted model, not a curated record.
GAGACGCAGACGUGUGCAGACCAGAGCACAGCAACUCCACAGAGACAAGAGAGCAGAAGAGUUUGCAAGGAGAAAAUAAGAGAAAGAAAGAAAGCUUUUUUUUAAAUCAGCAAACUGUGGUGGAUAUCAUACCUACAUCAAAAGAAAUAUAGAAGAACAAAAAGGAGUUGCUUCACAGCUAAUAGGAAAAUAUUAGCAUUUUUUCUAGUUUUGUCUUCAAUUUAUAAACACCACACAUAUUUCAUUAUUUUAGAGGACUUGCGAGGUGUAGCAGGACUCUCUUUUUUCCCCAGAGAAGCAGAGAAAGGUGGACAGAGAGAAGUAAGGGUUUUGUUGAAGAAGAGCUGGCAGCAGUGUUGGUGUUGAAUAUGUCCAUCAGAAGGAGCUGCUUUGGGGCAGGCAUGGGACGGCUUGCACUCUGGAUGUGGGUGGUGAUGCUCUCCGCUCUGCUCAUGGGCCACAGCAGCGCCUGCCCAGCCCUGUGUACCUGCAGUGGCACCACAGUGGACUGCCAUGGACUGGGUAUCAAAACCAUGCCAAGGAAUAUCCCCCGCAACACUGAGAGAUUGGAGCUGAAUGGGAAUAACCUCACACGCAUCACGAAGAGUGACUUUGCUGGACUCAAGUACAUCCGAGUUCUGCAGCUGAUGGAGAAUCAGAUUACUGUGAUCGAGCGUGGGGCUUUUGAUGACAUGAAGGAGCUGGAGAGACUGCGGCUGAACCGUAAUCAACUGCAGCAGCUUCCUGAGUUGCUGUUUCAGAAGAACCCUGGCCUGUCUCGACUAGAUCUGAGCGAGAACUUUAUCCAGUCCAUCCCCAGAAAAGCCUUCAGAGGAGCUACAGACAUCAAAAACCUUCAGCUGGAUAAAAACCACAUCGGCUGCAUCGAGGAUGGAGCCUUCAGAGCUCUGAGGGGCUUGGAAGUGCUGACGCUGAACAACAACAACAUCAGCAGCAUCCCUGUCUCCAGCUUCAACCACAUGCCCAAGCUACGAACCUUCCGUCUCCACUCCAACAAUCUGAACUGUGACUGUCACCUGUCGUGGUUGGCGCAGUGGCUCAGACAGAGGCCUACGAUUGGUCUUUUCACCCAAUGUACUGGCCCUACUGAGCUCAGAGGACUCAAUGUGGCAGAGGUACAGAAACACGAAUUCACCUGCUCAGGUCACCAGGAGUCUUCCAGCCCUCAGCCGUGCAGCAUCGGUGGAGGCUCUUGCCCCGCCAUGUGUACCUGCAGCAACAACAUAGUGGACUGCAGAGGGAAAGGUCUAACCGCCAUCCCAGCCAACCUGCCCGACACCAUGGCUGAGAUACGUCUGGAGCAGAAUGGGAUUAAAUCUGUUCCUCCUGGAGCCUUCUCUCCCUACAAGAAGCUGCGUAGGAUAGACCUGAGCAACAACCAGAUCUCAGAGAUAGCUCCCGAUGCCUUCCAGGGCCUGCGCUCCCUCAACUCCCUUGUGCUGUAUGGAAAUAAGAUCACCGACCUGCCCAAGGGGGUGUUUGACGGCCUCUACGCCCUGCAACUGCUGUUGCUGAAUGCCAAUAAGAUUCACUGCGUUCGUGCCAACGCCUUCCAGGACCUGCAGAAUCUCUCACUGCUAUCACUCUACGACAAUAAGAUCCAAACUGUUGCCAAGGGCACCUUCACUUCACUACGAGCUAUACAGACCCUUCACCUGGCCCAGAAUCCAUUUAUUUGUGACUGUAAUCUGAAGUGGCUGGCAGACUACCUGCGCUCCAACCCCAUCGAGACCAGCGGUGCCCGCUGUGCUAGUCCUCGCCGACUGGCUAACAAGCGUAUUGGACAGAUCAAGAGCAAGAAGUUCCGCUGCUCCGCCAAAGAGCAGUACUUCAUCCCAGGUACAGAGGACACCCGUCUGAAUAAUGCCUGUAACAGCGAUCCAGUCUGUCCUCCCAAGUGCCGCUGUGAGUCGAACGUAGUGGACUGCUCCAACCUCAAACUCACCAAGAUCCCCGAGCACAUCCCUUCAUCCACCUCUGAACUCCGCCUUAACAACAAUGAGAUUACAACUCUGGAGGCAACUGGAGUUUUUAAGAACCUUUCCCAGCUUAAGAAAAUUAACCUCAGCAACAACAAGAUCACAGAGAUUGAAGAUGGGUCAUUCGAAGGUGCGUCAUCUGUCAAUGAGCUUCACCUCACGGCCAAUCAGAUCGACUCGGUCCGGAGCGGGAUGUUCCGCGGCCUUGAGGGGUUACGCAUGCUGAUGCUGAGGAACAACAAGAUAAGCUGCGUCCACAACGACAGUUUCACAGGGUUGCACAACGUCCGCCUGCUGUCUCUGUACGACAACCAGCUGACCACAAUCACUCCAGGAGCAUUCGACACUCUGCAGACUCUCUCCACACUUAACCUCUUGGCCAACUCAUUCAACUGUGACUGCCGGCUGGGCUGGCUCGGCGAUUGGCUGAGGACUAGGAAGAUCGUGACCGGUAACCCUCGCUGCCAGCGUCCUGCCUUCCUGAAGGAGAUCCCUCUGCAGGAUGUGGCUUUGCCUGACUUCCGCUGUGAGGAGGGGCAAGAAGAGUCAUCAAGCUGUGUGCCCAGACCCCAGUGUCCCGGUGAAUGUACUUGCCUGGAGACUGUGGUGCGCUGCAGUAACAAGCACCUCCACACACUGCCCAAAGGCAUCCCAAGGAACGUGACUGAACUGUAUCUGGAUGGAAACCAGUUCAGUGUUUUGCCAAAGGACCUGUCUGCCUUCAAAUACCUACAGCUGGUAGAUCUGAGCAACAACAAGAUCAGCUCUCUCACCAACUCGUCCUUCGCGAACAUGAGCCAACUCACUACUCUAAUCCUGAGCUACAACUCUCUGCGUUGUAUCCCAAAAAUGGCCUUCAGUGGACUGCGCUCUCUCAGACUGCUGUCUCUCCAUGGCAACGAAAUCUCCGAGCUUCCUGAUGGCAUCUUUAACGAUGUGGCCUCACUUUCACACUUGGCAAUUGGUGCCAACCCCUUGCACUGUGAUUGCCGCCUGCGCUGGCUGUCAGACUGGGUGAAGACUAGCUACAAGGAGCCUGGCAUCGCCCGCUGUGCUGGUCCUCAGGGCAUGGAGGGGAAGCUGCUGCUCACUACACCGGCAAAGAAGUUUGAAUGUACAGGUGGGUUAUUGUGUUGGAAACAGAAAUAUAAUGUUAGCAGCUCUAGAAUAUACCUGCAAUUCAUUUUUAUUGGUUUGGCAUUUCCUUUAGGUGAUGUGGACACUACAGUGCAGGCCAAGUGUAACCCGUGUGCGUCCAGUCCCUGUCUCAACCAAGGCAUCUGUCACAGCGACAUGGUGGAGGUCUACAGGUGCAGCUGUCCUCCAGGUUUUAAGGGCAAGAACUGUGAGACAGCUCUGAACGCCUGUGUGAGUAACCCCUGUGCUAACGGAGGAACCUGCCAAGUGGAUGAAGAGGCGGAGGGAGAAUACCGUUGCACAUGUCCACUGGGAUUUGAAGGCCCCAUUUGCCAAACCAACAUUGAUGACUGCGAUGACAACGACUGUGAGAACGGAGCGACCUGCCUCGAUGGAAUCAACAACUACACUUGUUUUUGUCCCCCCUACUACACAGGGGAGAUGUGUGAAGAAAUGGAGGAUAUGUGUGCCCCUGGACAAAGCCCCUGCAAACAUCAGUCUACCUGCCUCAUCACCUCCAGUGGACCCAAGUGUGUGUGCUCUCCUGGUUAUGUUGGUGACGACUGCAGUGUAGACUACAACGACUGUGAAGAGCAUCGCUGCCAGAAUGGAGCUCAGUGUGUGGAUGAGCUGAAUGGAUACUCCUGCGAAUGUCCUGAAGGAUACAAUGGUCAGCUGUGUGAGGUCGCCCCGUCUCCUCUGUCCCUGUGUGAGCUGGCCGACUGCCAGAACACUGCCCAGUGUGUUGAGCGAGGUGGACGGGCCCUCUGCCAGUGUCCCCCGGAGUUUGGGGGACCACGCUGCGAGAAGCUUGUCAGCGUCAACUUUAUUGACAGAGACUCCUACCUGCUGCUCUCUGACCUCAAGAACUGGCCACAAGCUAACAUCACACUACAGGUGUCAACAGCUGAGGAUAAUGGCAUCCUGCUGUACAAUGGAGAAGAUGAUCAUAUUGCUGUGGAGCUCUACCAAGGUCAUGUCAAAGUCAGCUAUGACCCAGGCAGCCAGCCAGGACAUGCCAUCUACAGUACCGAGACUAUCAACGAUGGCCAGUUCCACACAGUGGAGUUGGUGACCUUUGACCAGAUGGUGAACCUGUCCAUUGACGGGGGUCUCCCUACCACAAUGGACAGCUUCGGGGCGGUGCGGCCCCUCAACGGGGAGGCUCCACUAUACGUGGGGGGUAGGGGCCCUCUCCAGAACACACCUCCCUCCUCUGCAGGCAUGCCGGUGGAUGUACAUUCAGGCGCUUUCCGUCUCUGGCAGCUCCAAAACGGCUCCAGUUUCCAUGGCUGUAUCCAGAACCUGUACAUCAACAAUGAGCUCCAAGACUUCACCAAGACCCAGAUGAAGCCUGGCGUGGUACCCGGCUGCGAGCCCUGCAAGAAGAUCUACUGUGUGCAUGGCAUCUGCCAGCCUGACGGGGCUCAGGGACCUGUGUGCCACUGCCAGCCGGGCUGGAGCGGGCAGCAGUGUGACGAGCCUGUGCUCAACCCCUGCCAGGGCAGCAAGUGCGUCCAUGGAAAGUGCAUCCCACUGGACACUCAGUCGUACCGCUGCGAGUGUGCAGAGGGUUAUCGUGGCGCCUUGUGUAACCAACAGGGAGAGCUGUUCAACCCCUGCCGUCGCUUGACCUGCAAACACGGUCGCUGCCAGAUCUCAGACACAGGCGAUGCCUACUGUCACUGCGAGAGUGGCUACACUGGGGAACUGUGUGAUGCAGAGUCUGAAUGCCGAGGGGAACCUGUGCGAGACUUCUAUCAGGUCCAGCGAGGCUACACCAUCUGCCAGACGACACGCAUGGUCUCUUGGGUGGAGUGCUCCGGAGCUUGCGACACCGGGGCCUGCUGCGCCAGCCAGCGAAUGAAACGCCGGAAAUACACCUUUGAAUGCAGCGAUGGAACCUCCUUCAGCGAGGAAGUGGAAAAGACCAUCAAGUGCGGCUGCGUGGGCUGCAUGUAGCACCAUUCACUCACAUUUCCUGCCGCUGCCGCCGAGCAGAAGAUAGAAAGAGAGAAAGAAAGGAUAGAAGUAGGAAGAGAGAGGACUGGAGGAAAGAGAGGGAGGGAGGGAAAGAAAGAAAGAGAGAGUAUAAAGAAUAUAUAUAAAACCUCUAUCUAUAUAUUAUGGACAACAAUGUUUGUAAAAUAGGACAUUUCCUCCCCUUACCAGGGUGUGUGAAUUACAGUAACACAGAGAAACCAACAUCAUGAGCAACAAUGUAGAUGUGACAACAACGGCAACAGAACCAUUGCAUCUGCAACAUUGUUCCUAGGGGUCCAGAGAUUUCAAAAGUGUUGCAUUCAGAGUGAAGCAUCCCUCCAACCCAAAUUACCCGGUGUGAAUUCCCCAUCCAUCUGUGAGGCCUCUGACAGCCUAACCACCAUCUACCAUCUUAACCUCGUGGAGGCAGUGAGGGCAGUGGGGGUCCAGCCUGGCCAAGAAUGGCAGAAGGAAGGCAGAGAAAGACACAAAGAGAGAAACAGGAGAAGAGACUUUGACUUGGCAAAGCUAUCUUGAGUUGAGCUUGGCUGGGUUACCCGGACUGGGCUGGAUAUGGCUUGGGUUGAGUUAAAGUUGUUGUUGGUUUGGUGUAGCAAUUUCUCUGCCAGGAAACAGUCAUCCAUCCACACAUGCACACGUAGAAGGGAACAAUGAAAAGGUAGGGUUAGAGUGGCACAUACUCCAGUGUGGAUGUCGUGGCUUCGAGGCCCGGUGGCUUCCCAGUUGUUUGCUGUGAGGUACCUUAAUGUAGAAACUCCAUAAAAAUAGAGACUGCACUGACUAGCAGCACUGAAAAAUGACAUACACCUCUCUGUACAUCAUCACACGCAUGGCAUACAUACAUUUACAGUCUUAAAAAAAAGUGAGAGGGCUUGUGUGGUAAAACUAUCUAUUCUGUUCGUACAGCAAACCAAUCUGGUGCUGGCAUUGACCAGUGAUUACCAAUCCCCCAGCAUGCAUUGCCUCAGGGUUAGGAUGAUUUGCAUAAUCCCACACCCUUCAGAGCAGGAGGCCGCUCCUCUCGAUGCCUGCAGUAUUAAACUUGUGCAAACUGUUGCAUGUGUGGAGAAGAGUUUGCCAACAAAUAUGUAGAGCUCCUUAAUAUCGUUAUAAAUGUUAUUACAAAACAAAAGUUUGCAGAAUCAUCUUCUGGUUUCUGUUUUGUUCUGUCUAAUUUCUCAUAUUGAUAUGUUUUUAUUUUUGUUAUAUUUUGUCUCAUGAUGUAACCUAACUCCUUUAGCUGCCCCCAACCCUCCUCAACAACUCUUUAUAUAGAAAUGCCUAACAGAUUCUAAUAUAUAUAUAUUUGUAUUUCAUUUUGGUAUAGUAUUUUUCUAUGUUAAAGAGUAAGUCUGUUUCUGGAAGCUUUGGGACUGGUGGAAAGGCUUUCAGUUGGUUCCCUAGGUGUUUUUAUUUGUUGAUCACACUCGCUCCAACAAGGUAAUUAAAUACAUGAAUUGGCCACAAAUACAGCAGCUGGUUGGCCUUGUUGUAUAGAAGGCAGUAUUGGUCUAGAAAUGUGUGUAAUAUUGUAUAUGUUGUCUUCCAUGUGAAUAUUACAUCUAAUUCAUGAAAGUCUGUGCUUGUUUUUAUUUAUUUUAUCUAAAGGCGUUUUCUGUAGAAAAGGGCGCACAUGUUGCUGACUUUCAAAUAUUUUAAAACAUUUCAAAAAGAUGAAAAAAGGUAAAAAAUAAAGAAUAAAAAUACAUCUGUAAGGUAUUUGUAACAUCACUUAAUAACAAGUUACAGCAGUGUUUUCCUCCUCUCUGGCUCAUACAUUCCUCAUUCGCUGCAGGAGCUGGAGAGGUCAGAGCCGGGAUCAAGAGAUGUCCCCCCCCCUCAAAUUUACCUUGUAAUUACCAUACCACGGCUUAAAGGCUUCUGAUUGUUUUCAUGUUCAUUUUGUUGAAGUGUCCUGUUGUAUUUCUACCAUUUUAAUUUGAGAUAUGUUUGCCAUAGAGGUGUUUUUAGUUCAUUAGUCAAGCUCAACUGAUCAUAAGCUGCUGUCAAGCCACAAAAAGGAUGAAAUGCUUCUGAGGACGAUGAUCAUGUUAAGGUUUAUCAUUCGAGAUCGGUCUGAAUAGGCGACCGUGUGAAGCGUUACAUGCCUACUACUGACGGAUCAUAAAUGAGAGAGGUCUGGACAUUUCAAUGUUUGUCGGUUCUAUCUGGCGAUCCACACAAAAAAGUAAUAAAUGGUGCCAAUUACAGUGAACACAACAGUCAUACCUGAAUGUAUAAAUGUGUAUAGAUAAAUAUGACCUAUGCUUAUUCAUGAAGUGGUAACUUUUAGCUGUUAUUUAGUUUCCAAUGUAAAAUAUAGAAAUCACAUACUGUUCAAUAAGUAACAGUCCAUCAGGAUGGCUUAAGGCAUUGUUCUUCCUGCAGAUUUGGAUUGUGUUCAUCCAUUUCGCCGAUCUAAAUGUCUCUUUAUAGUGUGAAAAGCUGCAGAGCCAGUUCUCAGCUUGGUACAUUGCACACAGAGCUUCUAUUCAUAUUGCUACCCAUGUUAACUUUGUUUUACAUGCUGUAGAUGUGAUCCAAGUGUUGUACAAUAACUUUAAUAGAAGAUCUCGUAAAGGAUGCUUAUGAACAGUCACUGUAACUCUUAGGCUGUGUGCCUCGUAAAGGUGCAUAUGUAGUUGAACGUGGCUUUCUUUUCAUGUCUCCUUUCCUUCCUCUGCACUGAUCUAUACUGGACUGGUGCAUUCAACUUUCUGGUAGACAUCUUAGUGGUGCUUGUGCUAUAUUGAGAUGUAAUUCAGUUAUCUGGUCACAUACCAGAAACACAUAUUUUUCAUCCUAUGAACUAUAUACAUAAAUAUGUUAUUGUAAACGACACGAUGUCUCUGUUGUAUUGAAAUGGUGCAAACACUAAAAAAUAUCCCUCGUUGGGUUCUGUCUAUUUGCUUUUUGUUACAGGAUAGAUGGUGGGAUUAAGCGGAAAAAAUCCCAAUAUUGCUGAAUGUAUGUAGUGCCACCGACAAAAUGUUUACCAAACCUCCACUCUUUUUCAUUAAUUAAACUUAAAUGUGUGUGCUUU